Ixodes scapularis (black-legged tick) is the source of this 2086-nucleotide messenger RNA. Its product is annotated as fatty-acid amide hydrolase 2-A. The record is from RefSeq and is a predicted model, not a curated record. Bases 185 to 1837 code for a protein of 550 amino acids. The transcript is spliced from 6 exons. Lineage: Eukaryota; Metazoa; Arthropoda; Arachnida; Ixodida; Ixodidae.
CCGGUGCGGUCGAAUCUCCGCGCGCUCGGACGCCGUUUGCACCUGCACAGAGGAGGUUGGUGCGUACGCACGUUGGCUCCGCUUGUCCCGCUUCUGAUACUGUCGGACGUCACCGUGGGCUCGCCGUCCAGCGAGAGACUAGGGUGUGCGCAGUGAACGGCGGAGGCGACCCUUUAGGGCGGCUAUGGAAAGCCGCGUGGGCCGUGCUCGGGCCCGAGUCGGCGGCGCCUUUCGUCGCCUUGUGGAUGCCUUGGUGGACGGGGCCUUCGGAGCCGUCGCCCUGUGUCGCAGGGGCAGCGGGCGCGGGGCCCUGGCGCCGGUCACGGACCCGCUACUGCUGAUGCCCGCCACUAGCCUCGCCGCCAAGAUCUGCUCGGGAGAGGUGUCCAGCGAGUCCGUCGUGUUGGCGUUCACCGCCCGCAUCCGCCUGGUGGCCCCGGUGCUUCUGGCCGUGGUCGACGAGCGCUUUGAGGCCGCCCUGGACGAGGCUCGAGCCGUAGACCGCCUGGUCCGGGCCACGCCGCCCGACGAGCGACCCGCACUACUCGCACGGAAACCCUUCCUCGGGGUCCCCAUCACGGCCAAGUCCCCCGUUGGCAUUCAAGGGCUGGUGUUCGACGCGGGACUCAAGUGCCGCCGCGGCGUGGUCGCGGAGCGCGACUCGGACGCCGUGUCGGCAAUGCGCGAGGCCGGCGCCGUGCCACUGGCCCUGACCAAUGUGUCCGAGCUGGCCAUGUGGUGGGAGUCCUUCAACAAGGUGCACGGACGCACCAACAACCCGUACGACCUGAGGCGCAUCCCCGGAGGAUCCAGCGGCGGCGAAGGAAGCCUGCUGGCGGCGGCCGGGUCAGUGCUAGGCCUGGGCACGGACAUCGGCGGCUCCAUCCGCAUGCCGGCCUUCUUUAAUGGCGUGUUCGGCCACAAGCCGUCCCCGGGGCUGGUCAGCAACGGCGGACAGUUCCCACACGUCCAGGGGCACCAGGUCGAGUUCCUGGGCACGGGUCCCCUCUGCAGGUACGCCAGGGACCUAGCACCGGCCCUGGCUGUUCUGGUGGGACCCGAACAUGCCCGACAAGUGUUGCGCCUGCACGAGCCGGUGGACCUGAAGAAAGUGCGGGUGCACGUGGUGGCCGAGGCUGGUCAGUGCUUCAUGAUGUCAGCCGUUCAUCCCGAUGUCCGCAAGGCCGUCAAAGAUGUGGCGACUCACCUGGAGCAACGGGCAGGCCUGCAAGUUAGCGCCGCCAAGGUACCCUCUCUGCGGUACGCCUUCGAGAUGUGGACGGCUAUGAUGACCUCCGGAGACUCGCCGACGUUCGCAGACCUCCUGCGGGACAGCGGUUGCCCCAUGUCCCCUGGCACGGAGCUCCUCCGCUGGAUGGCGGGGGUGUCGUCGCACACCUUCAUCUCCAUCAGCCUCGUGCUGCUCGAGAAACUCGGUCCCGCUAAGGACUCAGCCGCAUCUCGCCGCCUCUGCGCCAAGGCCGACGCGCUCCAGAGAGACCUGGAGACUCUGCUGGGCGAAGACGGCGUGCUGCUUUUGCCGACUCACCCGGAGCCGGCGCCGUACCACAGGGUGCCGACGUUCAGGGCCUUCAACUUCGCCUACACCGGAGUGUUCAACGUGCUUCGCCUGCCAGCCACGGCGUGUCCCGUCGGACUGGGCCGAAAGUCCGGGCUUCCGGUCGGUGUGCAGUUAGUGGCAGCGAGGAACAACGACCGGCUUUGCCUCGAGCUGGCGGCCGAGAUCGAGAGGGCCUUCGGAGGAUGGAGGGACCCCGGGCUCGGGAACGCGGCAGCGAGUGGUCCGUCCAGUGGCGUUGACGUUUUGUCGCACUGAUACAUUCCUUGGACACGACGUCGACUUUUAGUGUUCAAUAUAGGUGUUCGAAAAUGCAACUUGCUUGAAGCGAAGAGCGUACUAUAUGAGGACAUAAUCUUUAUUUUUUUUUAACACUUGAGUGGUGGUGUGACUUUUAGCGUUUUAUAUUGGCGUUCGAACGUGCAGCUUGGAAAGACAUUCUCUCCUUGAACAUAUGGAAGGUGGAGUGACUUUCAGUGUUCCCAUAAACUAUUUUAAUACUCAAAA